Cladophialophora yegresii CBS 114405 is the source of this 1122-nucleotide messenger RNA. RefSeq lists its product as uncharacterized. The coding region runs from base 1 to 1122 and encodes 373 amino acids. Lineage: Eukaryota; Fungi; Ascomycota; Eurotiomycetes; Chaetothyriales; Herpotrichiellaceae. The record is from RefSeq and is a predicted model, not a curated record. The transcript has a single exon.
AUGGACGAGGAUGACCGAGGCGACAGCGCCGUCUCACCAGAGAACAGCAAACAUUCCAAGCGAGAUCGGCUCAAGGGAGCCUUGGCCCGUACAAAGAGCAAGUUCAAGAAGGAGAACGAGAGACCCAGAGAACCAGACUUGCCAGACGAUGUGAACGACUUUCUAUCUGCUGGGAGAACAUCGGUCUCAAGCGCAGGACAUCCCUUGCCACAGCGUUCAAAUGUCACGCCUACCGACGAGCAGUCAAUCUCUCCCACCUCCACGAGACCAUCCACCUCCGAUUCCUCUACCAAUCCCUUUGCCGCCCCACGAUCUCCCAGAAAGAUCUCCGUCCCUAAGAUCGACGUUUCAAACGCCCAAAGAUGGCCUCGAGCACAGUCAGUGGGAACAACGGGAACAACGGAGCAAGAUAUCAAUAAUUUCCUGCGACCUGAAUACCAAGCCCGCAGCCAAUCCGCGAGCUCAUUUUCCGGCCAGCCAAAGAAGAACCGGCGAGGCAGGAAACUAAGUGUCUCGUUCAACGAAGCCCCUCCAGUCGUUAUCGGCGAGGGUGGCGACGAUGCACCCACACCUCCGGUCGAGAUCGGAAAGGCCAGACAACGGGCGAGAUCUGCUUCGCCAAUGUCUGGUCGUGGUCAACAUCUGCCAGAAGGGUCUAUGAACGGUACAAAUGGCAAACGACCCAGUCCGGUCCCUCCGCCCCCCAGCCAGGUGCAUGCUCCUCCUGACGUCCUUCGGCCCCGGAUGAUGCGGCGCGUACAGACAGGCUUUGCUAUCGACUCUGCUGGCAUAUCUGGGUUGGACAAGGAGUUUGAAAUGACCCUUCGGGUGGGAGAUACUGCCAGCAGAGGAGGCUCGACGUCAGACACACCAGAGAUUAUCGCUCCUAGACCCGUGCGGGUUGUGCAGCCGCCGCCUGCAGUAUUUGAAGAGUCGGCCGAGUCCUCGACUGUCAAGAAAGAGCCCGCGAGUACAAAUUUGCGCGGAAAGUUUCGCGAGGGCGACGCUCUUCGGAUGCAUCUCGAUAAACAGGGACCGGACGUUGUUGAUGACAUUAGAGAGGGUAGACCUAUGGGAAGAGGCACAGCCCAAAGCAAACAAGAGCCGUCGAACUGGCUAUGA